AAGACAUAGUCAAGAGACUGGGAAGUGAAGAAGAGGAAGAAGAAAGACGAGUAGGAAACAAACGCGGCCCUAAAAUUUUUUGGCCUGCAUUGUCGAUGAACUCGGAGAUCUCCUAUGGAUUCGCUUAAUCCUCCAAUCCUUCGGGUUCUCUCCCGCCCACCUGUUCCUAUCCCUGUCCCGAACCCAAUCUCCGGGCUUUCCCGUGCACCGCCUCCUCAGCCCCUUCCUCCCAUCUCGCCUGGACCUCAGCCGCCGCCGGUGCCGACUCGGCAGCCUGACUCUCGCUUUCCCUCUGGUGUAGUAGUAGUUGGUUUUGUCUCCCGUAUCCCUCACCUUUCCUCCCAGCUCAUCAAUCGGAUCCUUGACGCCAACGCCUUCGGUUCCGGCAACUUGGCGAAGGUUUUGUUUGAAGAAGAAUCGAGGGAAUGGUUCAAUCGGAGGAGAAUUAGUUACUACCAUGAUGAAGAGCGUGGAAUCCUCUUCUUGCAGUUUUGCUCCACCCGAUGCCCUGUUGUCCAUGGAUUGGCGGAUGCCGGACCGGGUUUCGACACUUGUCUGGAUGAGGGGGAGUUGGAAGAUCUCCAGGGUUUGCUCUUCAUGUUCUCUGUGUGUCAUGCAAUUGUUUACAUUCUGGAGGGUUCACGGGUUGAUACUCAUAUCUUGAGUAAGUUCAGGGUGUUGCAAGCAGCCAAGCAUGCAUUGGUUCCGUAUUUCAAAUCGAAAAGUUCCCAGCCAUUUCCAUCCAGGCCUCAUUCUGAUUCUAGUUCUUCCAGGCCACCUUCCGCUGCUGCUUCUUCAUCGGGUAGAAGUAAGGGAAGCACGAGUCGGAAUGCUUCAUCUAUCUCUCUCAUGUCAGGUUUAGGAUCCUACAGCACGUUGUACCCUGGACAUUGCACUCCAGUGAUCCUCUUUGUUUUCGUUGAUGAUUUUCCAGAUGGGUUGAAUGUUAGCUCAAGUGUCGAGGAGACUACAGAGGCUUCCCAACUUAAUCAUUCCUCAAACUCGAGUACUAUACCUCGGUCUAGCUUACCAUCAAAAGGGUCUGGUUCAGUUGUUGUGCUAGCACGGCCUGCUAGUAAAUCUGAAGGAGGUGUUAGGAAGAAAGCACAGUCAUCUAUUGAAGCACAGAUUCGAUUUCUGAUAAAGAAGUGCAGGGUUCUUUCAGGUUCUGAAGUAGCCCAUGCUGGUGGCUCUAGAGGUGGAGGAGUUCCAAGCUCAUCACCUUUGUUUUCGUUUGAUGCAUCGAGGGCGGUUGUGCUGCUUGACAGGUGUACUAUCCGGGGAGGCGAAUCGCUGGAUUUUGCUACCAAAAUGGUGGAUGAUGUUUUGAAUGGGAAAGCAACAUCAGAUUCUCUCUUGGUUGAAAGUAAUGGUCAUCAGAGUGCAAACAAAGAGGAUAUUUCAUCCAUAAAGGAAUUUUUACAGAGGGUAUCUGAUAUUCUUAGAGGUAGAGGAGGAUUUACCAACAAUGGUUCAGGCACUGGCGUUGGCAUGGCUGCUGUUGCUGCUGCUGCCGCUGCAGCCUCUGCUGCUUCAGGGAAGUCGUUUUCUUCUGCUUCUGAACUUCCAACUGUUGAAGGAUGGUUAUCAUGCAGCCAACACUUGUUACAUGGGUUGCUCUCCGCUAAGCAUGGGAUUGUAGAUGACAUGGAAAUCAGCAAUAGAAAAACACAAGGGGUUGCUUCCAGAGGGGUAGAUCCAAUGGAUUUUUCAGCAUCUUUGCUAGAAAAUGCUACAGGAUUGAAUUCGAAAUUCUCAAAAUCUUGGUGUGAAAGAGCCCUUCCAACUGCCAAGGAUGUUUAUAUGAGAGGGCUCCCUCCUUGUUACCCAACUUCACUGCACGAAACCCAUCUGAAAAAAGCUCUGCAUGCUUUUAACUCAAUGGUUAGGGGCCCUGCUGUGGAGCUGUUUGCCAGAAGACUCGAAGAUGAGUGCACUGACAUAUGGAAAUCCGGCAGGCAACUCUGUGAUGCCGUUAGUUUGACUGGGAAACCAUGCAUGCACCGAAGACAUGAUUUUUCUAGCUCUAGUCAGCUACUGGAAGAACCAAAGACGCACUCUAGUGGAUAUUUUUUUCUCCAUGCUUGUGCUUGUGGUCGUUCACGUGGACUCCGACCCGAUCCCUUUAGUUUUGAAUCUGCAAAUGAUCCAAAUUGCUUUCCAGAUUGUGAAAAAGGGCUUCCUGUGGUGCAGUUACAGGCAAAUGAUAUGGGGCCUGUUCGUUCAUCCUCUUGGACUUUGAUUCGUAUUGGAGGAGGUAGGUACUAUGACCCUUCUAAGGGUAUUAUCCAGAGUGGGUUUUCUACCACACAGAAGUUUCUGUCGAAGUGGAUUGUAUUGCUUGAGAAACCGACCAAUCCAAAUGAUUUUUCUACUAGUGCUUUUCAUCUACAGUCUGUAUCAAGGCCAAUGGUUGAACCUCCAGUGGAGCUAAAUUCCGAGGUCGAUAAAAAGAAAAUUGAUGGUCAACAACUCUACUCUGCAGAAUCCCAGAGCAGGACUGAAAUGGAAAGGAAACAGUUGGAACAUGGAAGAUCUGACGAGAAAAUUAUUAGCUUUGGUAUGGGUCUUACGAAUCAUAAUAUGAGGAAGCCAUUUUCUGAGGUAGUGGCUGGAUCAUCGACUAGAGAUUCAGGGUUUCCUCCACUUCAGCAGAGGAGGCAUCCUUCAGCAGCAGGUUCAGAAAAAUCUAUCAAGCAAAAUAGGUCUAGAGUUCCAUCCAUAGUACAGAUUCAUGCAACUUUUGAGCAAGGAUCUCAGAAAGUUAAAGAGGUUUCAACAUCCUUGAAAGUUUCAAAUGGAUCCUCCUCUGUUGGUGGUCUUGACGGAGACCCCAUACUGAGAAUAGGAAGUAAUUUAGUCCCUGUGAAUGUCAAUAAUGGGGCGGUGAUUGAAUCAAAUCCUGUUGUGAAGCAUGCAGAAGUCUAUUUUGGUUUUGAGCAUGAAUGUCCCUAUGGACAUCGUUUUCUUUUGAAUGCAGAUCACCUCAAUGAACUAGGCUCUGCAUAUUCGUUGCAUAAGAAACAUGAUACGCCGCAUGUAGAAACUUCUAGUCAAAAUGUAACUGGCCAGCCGAGCUUGGGUAAGAAAGGUUCUCGUGGUAAACUUUAUCGAAGUUCUGGGAGCGUGACUGUUGCUUCUGCAGAUAAAGUGAGGAAUGCAGAGAGGUCAAAAGAGAUGAGGGCGUAUGGUUCUGGAAGUGGGCGAAGUAAUCAAAGGUUCAUAAGUGCUCCAGUAGACUCUAAUCUUGUGAAAGAACUUCGCACAGACCUUGAUUCUGUUAGCAUUGAUGACAGUGGAAGUGAGUUUUCAAUGUUGAAUAGAAAUAUUCCGCUGUUCAUGAACUGUCCAUACUGCCGGCACUCCAAGGGUAAAAAGGAUCCGAAGAUAAAAUUUGCUGGCACAGUAUCUCAACUACAGAGGAUCUUUCUGGUCACACCAACGUUUCCAAUCGUUUUAGCAGUAUGCCCUAUUAUCCAGUUUGAGGAAUCGUGUCUUCCACCAUCAGUUCCAGACCGUGAAAAAAAACUGCAGUUCACCCUUGGGAGUCAAGUAGUUUUACCACCAGAAAGUUUCAUCUCACUUCGACUCCCAUUUAUAUAUGGUGUCCAGCUGGAGGAUGGACGUCAGCAUCCUUUUGGCGCAUUUGAGCAUCAACCAGAGAUGACUGCCUGGAUCGUGAAGGGCACGGCAUUGCAUUUAAUCUCCAAGCAAAACAGUCUUCCCUCUGAAUCACAGACGUAGUGAAAUCCUGCCGAACUCUUUGAAAGGAGGCUAUUAUGUGAUCCAUGCCCUUGGGAGUUGUCGUGGAUUCUUGUGAUGCGUUCUCACUUUCAGUACGGUCAGAUUCUAUGCUUUUAUGAGUUCUCCUAAUUUGCUGCUUGUCUUGUUUUUUGAUACAUCUUCAAUGUGCGCUCUCUGGCUCUAGCACUUAAAUUAGUAUAUAUAAGGACAUUUCUCCCGAGUCUUUCCGAUCUCCUGGUUGGUGAUUACUCAAGUUCCCAAGUUUCCUUCAGUUCUUCCUGCAUCGCACCCAUUCUCUCUCUCAGUGAUUUGGGCAGCCAAGAGAACCAAUUAUGCGGCAAGGAGAACCAUGAUGGAGGAAAAGCCGCGAUCAAUGAUCCUCACUUCGAACUGCUCCAGGCCUUCUUCGAUCCCUUUCCCAAGCAACAUAAAGAUGGAAACAAAUUGCCCAUCCCAGGAACUGAACAUGGAUGCGGAUCUUAGUGUGGAGGGAAUUCAAAGAAUGGCAUCCAAAGUACUUUUCUACUUGGAAUGGUAGCCAAAAGAAAGGGGAGAAGUAGUGGCGUUUCUGACCAGCGUGAAGAUGAACAAAAGGAGAGCAGUAGCCUGUUUCACCACCUGAAAACCAGUCGAAAGAGGUUUCCAACUCUGAUGCAUUCGUAGUAGCGUGAACCCGCAGAGUUCCAAUUGAUGGUUCUGAGUUCUGACAGAAGAUAAUGCUGGUGACUCAUAUGUACAGUUAACUAUCGGAGGCUUUUCGGAUGCCUUUUUCUCCUCUUCAGUGUUGGUGUUGCCAGAGUUUGGUCCUCAAGCGAUAGCAUAUCCUUCGAUGCUUGGCAUGCAUUAAGUUUGCUAUACUGGUUAACCAAUGGGGGUUUCCAUCUCUCUCAAGACUGAGCUAUACUUCAAGCUGUCCACUACAGAGUCACCAAACAGAGUGAAAAGGGGGUGGUUAGUCUACAGAGGGGAGAUCAUAAGCUUUAGCAUGUACUUUGAUAGAUAUUUUCUGAGAGAAUUGUGUUCUUUGGAGAAGAUAACUAAUCGGAUAUCCUCUUUUAUGUUUAGUACUGAAAAGUGAAAACCAGUGCUCUGCUGAAUCUUUCUUGAUUUUUUUGGGGUCGUUCUAUCUAAGUGGUUCCUGCAUUCUAGGUGUUGAAUGUUAGAUUGUUCUUUUUUUUUUUUUUUUGUUGAAUGGAAAGUUUUGUGUGGAUAUUGUUUUGGCAUCCAACAAUGGGUGAGCUGAAACCGGGAGGCAGAGAAGUAGGCACUAGGCAAUUGCAGCUGUUGCUGAAGUAAAAAAUGUUUAUGUUAUAAACAUGGAUGAGGAUUGAGGAUUGGCUUCAUUAGCAAUUACAGAUGUAUAAAUUUAUAUACUUUCAUUUCUUUUCUACUUGAACUGCUUUUGCUGUUGGACUACCAGUACAGAAGCUUUGGUUUCGACAUCUUUUGAGGCCAAGAGGUCUCCAAUCACUCCUAGUUCUGGGAACUCACUCCAUUCAGCUAGUCCGGUCGUUUGAGGUGAAUCCACCCCAACUCGUCUCCCGACCACAAACAAAUCAUGAUUGCUGGAAAUCGCUCUAACCGCCAUUGCAGUUUGAGGUCCAUCUUCCACGACUUGUUCGAUGUACUUCACAUUUGUGUCCUCCUUGGAGACUAGAUGGUGAAUGGUGAGCUCCAGGCCCGAGUCUCUAGCCAUGCGGGUAGCCAAACACAGUGCCUCGUGAUCAUCUCUUCCACCCAAGUACAGUACACAUACCGAGUAGGCAGACGAGAACGAAGAUGAAGCAUCAGAACUUCUUGGCGCUGCUGCACCAUCAUAAACCCUGACAUUCCCACGGUUGAAGUAGAUUCCCACAGAGCAGGGAGCUCUUUCCAAAACCCUGGAGUUCAGAGCCCUCAUGGUGUUAUCUUCCGAUUCAAUACUUCCAUCGAGGGCCCACGUGAUGUGAAAUGGGGUCAGCAGAAGAAUGGUGGAUUUAUCGAGAGCAAGAGUGCAUAUGUCGUCGUGCAUGAACUUUGGUUGGGAGAUCGAGGUGAACGUGUUGACGGACGUGAGGCCAUACGUCCUCCUCUCGUACUGAUUGAAAGCGAGUAUGACCUCAAUCGAGCAGUUGUCGGAAACUGCCUUCUGCUUCUGGUGAGAUAUAAGCAUAGGCGUGGCUCGACCCACGAGCUCGACCAAGUGAAGAGCAUAGACUCCUAUGGGGUUCUCUUCAGUUGGACAUAUAAUAUCCAGCAAGUUGAUCAUAUAUCCAACGUGAUGAGGCUUGUGAAUGCAGGUACUUCACAAUGAUUGGGAUAAUGGCGGAGUUUAGAAUGAUAUAGCCGAGACACAAGGAGAAUAAUGAUUCAUUUAUGGCCUGGGUAUCCCUCUGGACAGCAAACACGCUGAGCUCGUAGAUGCCUUUGGAGCACAUGAUGAGAGCAAGAACAGCAGAGUCAGCCCGAGGCAUCCAAGGCAGAGACAGCAACAAGCAGGAGAGAAACUUGACGAAGAGCGAAGCCAGUAUCGCCCUCGCGUAGUAUCCUCUGUUGCUGAACCCCAUUGUCACCAUAGUAUAGAGAUCUCCCCUCAUUGCACAUGUGGCUACAAACACCGGGAACAUGAUGGAGUUGGUUACCACCUCGAGGGUCUCGAUCACCGCGGAGCCCAAUGGGGGACCCGACGGAACAGCCAACCCAAGGAUGAAAGGCCCCAAUGCUUGAGACUGCCUCAGAGCAUCAAACGCAAUCUGGUACAGAAAUGCAACCGCCACCAUGAUUGGAACACACGAGGAAUGAAGCUUCUUCCCCUGAGGAGUCUGCUUAAUCACCCACAGCAUUGCCGGGCGCAGGACCAAUGCCGCGAACAGACCCAACAGAACUGUCAAUGCCACCUUCAUCGGCCCGUGCUUCUCGGUGGCGAGGAUCGUGCUGAGCUCGAGACAAGCUGCCAGCAGACCGGAGAUGAGCGACGAGGACAGAGCCAGCCUGCCCAGCUCGGAAUUGGUGAGCUUGAGCUCGAUCAGGAGGUGGGAAACCACGGGAAAUGUUGUCGUGGCUUGGAGCGCGGUGAAGCCGAUGAUCUCCAUCUUCUCCAUUAGUCCCUGGACCACGAGCAAUCGGCCUGUCUGGAAGGCUAGGCCGAUGAUGCAAGGGACCAGCACGGAUGCUAUGCCGAUGAUCAUGGUCUUUCUCCCGGAGCGAAUCAGCAUUCCCACGUCGGUCUUGACCCCGAUCAUGAACAUGAAGAACGAGUAUCCUGUCAUCGCGAGCGCCCCCAGCGAGUUCUGACUCGGGUGAGGGAAAAAUACUUUCUUGUAGUAAUCCCAUUUCCCCAGAAGCGUCGGCCCUAAAAUCACCCCUGCCUGCUCCCCACAAAGCAAAAAACUACGGUCAGCAGGUGAAUCGCAGGCGAUGCCAUUCGUCUCAGUUGCACAAUAUCACGAAAGAGUUACAAGUCUGUUCAUGUACAAACGUACCAGGCACUGUGUGGCGAAGGGGAUUAUGCCUAGAUUGCGAAAGAGGAAAUGCAGGGCGUUGCAGAGGCAGAGGAUGAGCAGGACCUGGACGUUGAGGAGAGUGACCGAGGCCGAGAGAAGAUUUUCGAGAGGGGAAGGCCCCUGGUUGAUGAAAACUCCGCCGGAGCGAACCCUGGGAGGGAAGGCGUAGCAGACCUCUUCCACCACCCACGUCGUGUUGCUUCGAACCAACGACGACAUUGUUGUUGUUUAUGAAAAAGCUGCUGCCUUUAGCUAAUAAUUGGAAGAGGCAGGGGAUUUUUUUUUUGAUUGAAUUUGAGACCCACGAAGAAGAAUGCGGAUUGAAGGAUAUAGAUGAUUAUAUCCUUUCACCGCAUUGUCUUCAUGGUGUUUGGUGUGCGGUUGUGGAUAUGAACUUUGCGGUGGUUUUCCAGAACGGAGAGAAACAAUUUCUGCUUCGGGGUGGGAGUUUGAUUUGAUAGAAUUUGGUGUAUUUGCUGAGAUGCCAAGCUGAGUUUCUUUUCAUCUGUUCGUCGAAAAACAACUUACACCUGAUCUAUUGAUGUUGGGAUGCAGGUUUCAGUUGCUAACGGAAGUACAGAAAGAGCAAGAAGCAGUUUCCUGUUACAGU
Molecule: messenger RNA, 7836 nt
Organism: Linum tenue
Lineage: Eukaryota; Viridiplantae; Streptophyta; Magnoliopsida; Malpighiales; Linaceae
Source: the annotation of a GenBank genome assembly